AUGUAUAAAUGCAUGGAUGUUAAUCGUUUUCAUUUCAUUGAAGGUGAUACUGAUUCAUCUUAUUGGGCAAUCGCUGGCGACCCAAAUCUUCCUAACACUCAAGCAUUUCAAGCAAUUGUUACCGAUAAACAAUUUUAUGAUAAAAACAUUUUCAAAUUCGCACCAUUUGAUUUCUUCUGUUUUGAUGAGAAAUUUAAACCUAAAUUAAAGAAUAAAGCUGAAGAAAAAGCACAUGAGAAAAAAUUAUUGGGUUUAGCAAUUGAGAAACAAGGUGAUAACAUGGUUGCUUUAUGUCCUAAGUGUUAUACAUCAUUCAACGGUUCAAUUGAUGGAAGUGAUUUUAAAAAGAUUGCACAAAAAAUGAAGGGUGUUAGUUUAAGACAAAAUAAGCAAUUAACACCUAAAAAAUAUUUGGAUAUAAUAAAUGAUAAAGUGAUAUUUGAUGGUCAAAAUAUUAAUUUACAACUUAAAAACGGGUCAAUGACUCGCUUAACAAUCGGUAAGACUGCAUUAACAGGAGCACACACUAAGGCUGUAUGUUGUGAAAAUGGAUGUUGUAUGCCAUUUAUUUAA
Molecule: messenger RNA, 573 nt
Organism: Trichomonas vaginalis G3
Lineage: Eukaryota; Parabasalia; Trichomonadida; Trichomonadidae
Exons: 1
Coding region: 1-573 (190 amino acids)
Source: RefSeq, a predicted model, not a curated record